Molecule: messenger RNA, 2144 nt
Organism: Cucurbita maxima (winter squash)
Lineage: Eukaryota; Viridiplantae; Streptophyta; Magnoliopsida; Cucurbitales; Cucurbitaceae
Product: type I inositol polyphosphate 5-phosphatase 10
Exons: 11
Coding region: 262-1761 (499 amino acids)
Biological process (GO): phosphatidylinositol dephosphorylation
Molecular function (GO): inositol-polyphosphate 5-phosphatase activity; phosphatidylinositol-3,4,5-trisphosphate 5-phosphatase activity; phosphatidylinositol-4,5-bisphosphate 5-phosphatase activity
Source: RefSeq, a predicted model, not a curated record
UAAUAUUCCAUUUGUUGAGAUUGACAAAAUAUUUGCGAACUUCAUUCAUUCAUCUCUGUCAGUUUCAUGAAACAGAUCAAUUUCUGAUCUAAAGAAACAUCGUUGCAUUUGAUACUCGCUUGGGUUUUCGAUCAAAAGAUUCGUUCCUACGCCAUUUGAAGAAAUAUCUCUUCCAAGUGCAGCUAUGGAAGGAACGAACUACAAACUGCUGAACUCGGCGUUUCUUCAAAGUGCCAUUGAUGAAAAAUUGCAAUAUCAACAAUGACUCUCAGAAAACAAGACUCAGGAAAGAAGUCCUUCAUUAGAAAAAUAUUUGCCAUGGGAGAAAGAAAUGGGAAGAAAGAAUGCAAAGGCUCAUUUGAGUCCACUGAUCUGAAUUCAGACCUACAGCUAGACAGAAUAGGCAGCACAGACUCUGUAAUGGCUCCUGGAGAAGUUCAGUCCAUCCGUGUUUUUGUUGCGACGUGGAAUGUUGGAGGAAAAUCUCCCCAUACCAACCUCAAUUUGAACGAUUUUCUUAAGAAUGACAACAGCGCUGACAUUUACGUAUUCGGUUUUCAGGAAAUUGUGCCUCUAAAUGCUGGAAAUGUUCUUGUUAUUGAAGACAACGAGCCAGCUGCAAGAUGGUUAUCCUUAAUUAACCAAUCAUUGAACAACCCAAUAAAUGGCGGCUCAAGAGGACUGAAACCUACCUCCAGUCUUGGAGGGUCGAAAUUCUUCCCCAAGCCUUCCCUUAAAAGCAUCAGUAAAACUUUCAGGACCGUAAGUAGACGGAAGCUAAAAAGUUGCAAUUGUACACCACUGGAACUCGAAAGGAAACGCAGCAAGGAUUUCUGGUUCCGAUGCCAACCAUCGAAUGUGAGUGAAGAUGGCAUUUCUUCAGAAGAAGAUGACGACGAGGAGGACCCGAACACCUUUGAUAUUUCAGAAAUUUCCAUUCCCGAAAGCUGUAAUGAGACAAAGUACGGUCUAAUUGCGAGUAAACAAAUGGUUGGCAUUUUUGUCACAAUUUGGAUGAGGAAGGAGCUUGUUCCUCAUGUUAGCCACUUAAGAAUUGCGAGUACCAGUCGCGGGAUCAUGGGCUGCCUCGGGAACAAGGGGUGCAUUUCAGUGAGCAUGUUACUUCACCAGACAACCUUUUGCUUCAUCUGCAGCCACUUGGCUUCUGGAGAGAAAGAAGGGGAUGAGCUAAGGAGAAAUUUGGACGUCAUCGAAAUCCUCAAGAACACUCAGUUCCCGAAAAUAUGCAGACUGCCUUACAGUCGGAUGCCAGACAAAAUCCUCGGACACGAACGAAUAAUAUGGUUAGGAGACUUGAAUUACCGGAUAGCUUUGAGCUACUCGGAAACUCGAAGACUCAUGGAAGCGAAUCACUGGGAUGCACUUCUCAACAAAGAUCAGUUGAAGAUCGAAAGGGAUGCAGGUCGAGUGUUUUGUGGAUGGAAAGAGGGGAAGAUAUACUUCGCACCCACGUAUAAAUACUACUACAAUUCAGACACAUACGCCGGAGACUUGAAAAAAUCGAAAAAGAACAGAAGAACUCCAGCUUGGUGUGACAGAAUUUUAUGGCAUGGUGAUGGAAUACAACAACUUUUUUACAUCCGUGGGGAGUCCCGAUUCUCCGAUCACCGCCCCGUUUGUUCAACAUUCUUAGCCAAUGUCAUGGUUGUAGAAGGAGGGCUUAAGAAGAAAAUGGCUAACUCUGACAUGAAAGUUGGGGCUGAAGAAUUGCUACCAACAAACCGUAGAUAUUACUCCUAAAUGAAAGCUUAGUAGCUUAAUCUAACCAUUCAUCACGAGAACGAUGAAUUGUCGAAGUUUUGCCCGACACUGAAACUCGUAGGAUCAUGUAGAGAGAUCAUAACAAAACCAGCAAGUUGAUGAUGAUCACUAUCAUCAGCCAUGGAUGCAGAUCGUUGCUUACAGAUGCAUCACAUCAGAUUGCAGCAAAUACAAGGGUGUGGGCUGAAACAUAGGAGGCAGUUGAAGACAAAAGUUGAAAACUUGUUAAGUUAUAUAAGGGAGGCAGUCCAAGUUGUUGGAGUUGCAAGACAAACAAGACAUUGAUUCUCUCAGAGCUUCACAAAAAAAUAUGAAACCUUUGAUCUGCAAAUCAUUGGUUCCAAUUCUCUGCUCUUUUCUAC